AUGACAACCACUUGGAGGAGAAGAUUGGGAAAUGUGAGGUCGUUUGUAGGGAAUUCGAUGGGAGGCCUAAGAGGAGGAAGCAACCUGGCCUCGUGGGUGGUGGCUGGGACCUUAGCCUACUUCCUUUGGGUUAAGCCCUCACAGGACCUCAAGCGAGAACAACAGGAAAGGGCUGCUUUGGCCUCUGCGGAUCCACAUGCCUAUGUAGAGAAAAGGAAACCUGUUCCUGAUCCUCAGGAGACUGGUUUGAUAUACGGAAAUAAGAAUAGAACUCGAAAACCGGAGGAAUGA
Messenger RNA from Prunus armeniaca (apricot), 291 nucleotides. Lineage: Eukaryota; Viridiplantae; Streptophyta; Magnoliopsida; Rosales; Rosaceae. The record is from the annotation of a GenBank genome assembly.